Messenger RNA from Aricia agestis (brown argus), 2442 nucleotides. RefSeq names its product protein TRC8 homolog (gene Trc8). Gene Ontology annotation, molecular function: ubiquitin protein ligase activity. Lineage: Eukaryota; Metazoa; Arthropoda; Insecta; Lepidoptera; Lycaenidae. Gene Ontology annotation, biological process: ERAD pathway. Gene Ontology annotation, cellular component: endoplasmic reticulum; endomembrane system. The transcript has 2 exons. Bases 143 to 2143 code for a protein of 666 amino acids. The record is from RefSeq and is a predicted model, not a curated record.
AAACCAAAUGUCAAAUUUUAUUGUCGAAAAAUUUCAGUCAUAUUUUCUAUUACCAUUUUUGUGAAUAUAAAUACAAGAAAACCACAAAAAAUACUGUUAAAUGUCAGUACUGUGAUUGCAAACAAAUUCGCAUAAAUGAAUCAUGUCGCUGAGAUCGAAAGUGCUGGCACUGGUGGAGGUGUUACUUCGUGUUCCCCCGUUGUUUGUACUGGAUGAGCUGCUCAAGAUCAGUCUGGGAUUGCCCGUGUCGACGGGAGACGAUGUUCCAUUUUCAAACAUAACCAUCGACGUGGACGUGGCGGACCCAGAAAAUUAUUACGACUCGCAUUUCUACAACGCGUUCUUUCUCACGCUGCUUAAAUUCUUCUCCUGCUGUUUAGGAUGUGUCGCAGCGCUAUGCAUAUUCGUCCUCUACACGAAGCACUUAAUGAUAGUUUACCUCUACCUCAUGUCGCUGGUGAUAGUGUUCGUCUCGUACUGGACGAACGUCUCAGCCAUCAAACAGAUCCAAGCUCUCACCAUGGGCGUCGACUCCCCCCACCACCAGUCCAGCAUACUAGAGGAUAUACUUAACCUCAACAGAAAAAACCUAUUCGAUAUCGAAGGACCAGGAAUACUUUUGGUACAAAAUUACGUGAUACAGUUCUGCCUAGCAGGUAUAUUUAGAAAUGUUUAUCUAGGACCCAGAAACGCCUUGAUAAUGAGAGUUCUGCCGCUGAGUUUCAUGGCGCCCUCGAUUCUGGCGAUGCUGCCCGUGCCGCCGAAUCUGUUGCAUCAUUCCCCCGUGUUUUCGGUGCUCCUGCCGCUUAUGCUUGUGAAAUACGUUCUAUGGGCUUCGAGCUACGAUGUUAUACAGAUUAUAUACGCGGGAUAUCAACACGGGAGACUAUUUGUGAGCCACAACGGGCUUUCAGCGCUGGUGGAAAUCGAAUGGAUGCGGCUGAACGUACCCUGCGUCCUCAGGGUAUUCUGGGUGAUGCGAGUCGCCGAACACGCGAUAGUACUACUAAUGGAUAGUUAUGACGAAGAAACCGAGGACGGUCUGAAGGUCUCCACUCUACUAGCUGUCCAGUCAUUGGCGUCCAUGGCCAAGUCGUUGCUAGUAACGGGAUGCGAGACCAUCACCGCAGUUUUAGGGAUGACGUCCGUCAUCUCGUUCUUUUGCCACUACAUCGGUAAUUUCUUCCAGUGGAUACUCCUAACGGACGAGGAGGAGGACAAGAGUAUAGGAACAGUGUCCGCUAUACUCUUCUACAUAUUGGCCCUGCAGACGGGGCUGACGUCUCUGAACCCGGAGAAAAGAUUUGUGCGUCUCUGCAGGAAUUUCUGUUUGCUUUUCACGGCUUUGCUACAUUUUUUGCACAACAUAGUGAACCCGAUGCUGAUGUCGCUCAGCGCCUCACAUAACCCCAGUACGCACAGACACAUACGAGCUCUAGGCGUUUGCGCUUUUCUUAUUAUAUUCCCGAUAUCGUUGCUAGUGUAUCUAUGGUCCCAGCAUACGAUAUCGACGUGGCUUUUAGCGGUCAGUGCGUUCAGCAUCGAAGUCAUCGUAAAAGUGAUCGUGAGUCUUAUGAUUUACUCCCUGUUCCUCAUAGACGCAUAUAGAAGUACGUUUUGGGAGCAACUAGACGAUUACGUGUAUUACAUUCGAGCUUUUGGGAACACUAUAGAAUUUUGUUUUGGUAUUUUUCUAUUCUUCAACGGGGCCUGGAUUCUGCUAUUCGAAUCGGGCGGAGCAAUUCGGGCAGUGAUGAUGUGCAUUCACGCCUACUUCAAUAUAUGGUGCGAGGCCCGAGCGGGCUGGUCGGUAUUCAUGAAGAGACGGACCGCCGUCAACAAAAUCAACUCCCUCCGAGAGGCUUCCACCGACCAACUCAUGCGUUUAGACGACGUGUGUGCCAUCUGCUACCAGGAGAUGCAUUCGGCGAAAAUAACGCGCUGCAAUCACUUCUUCCACGGGGUGUGCCUCCGGAAAUGGCUCUACGUCCAGGACAGGUGUCCGCUGUGUCACGAUAUAUUAUAUAGGAUAGAUAACGAGAAUAAGGAGAACUCGGAGGCGGGCAACGAGGAGAAUAGUAACAAUCAAAACCUGCUCCUAGAGGAGGAACCAGAUUUAAUGUUCAACGAGGGUGUGAGAUGACUGACUGAAAUAGAAGACUUUCAAAAUGUGGACUAGGCCAUGUCAACGGUUCGGCUAUUUUGUUUGUAUAGUAAGUUAUUUGUUUUUGAGGUAUUUAAAUUUUUAAGUACUGUGAUUUAUCGUUUAAAUUAUGUUUGUCGCAAAUCGCGGUUAGAUUUAAGUUCGGUAUAAGUUCUGUGCUGUUCUGUGGUCAAAUUUGAAUCAAAUUCAACGGUAUUUCAAUUCAAUUCAAGUGAUUAUAAAACGAGGGCUCAGCUAAUUACAAUGUAAAUUGAAAAAUACAAAAAAAAACGUGAUUU